CCGGAAGUGACGCAAGGCCAUGGGGGAAGUGGAAAUGACGGCAGCACGCCGGAAGUUUACCCGUUUCCAAGGCAACGGCUCCACCACCCCUCCAACAGGUUGGCUGGAGUCGAGACGCUGGAAAGCAACUCCGAGGAGAGGGUACCAGCCCACGGCGGCCGCCGCCAGAACGACUCGCGAGGAGUAGUAACCGAAGACGGCGGCCGCCUCAGUAGCCAUCGCGUGUGGAGGAUCAACGGCCGACACGGCCAACGCGGAGGCCAGUUAAGAGAAAGAGUUAGCGAAGACCAGGACUUUAGUCCCAGCGAAGACUGGGAAAGAAUCCGUGAAGACGGCGGCCAUCUCUGUCGGGGCUCUACAGGAAGACUAAGUGAAGACCUCGGUUUCUCCCGCAGUGACUCGAGAAGAGUCCAUGAAGACCUGGGCAGUGUCUCUCGCGAGAGACUUACGGGAGAUGGUGGCCGCCGUCACAGCAGCUCCUGGGAGAGAGUAAGGGGAGCCCAAGGCUUCAGCAGCAGCGACGUGAAUUUAAGUGAGGUCGGCAGCCACCGAACUAGUGACUGUGAGGGACUGGUCGGAGAAGACCGCGGCCUCUGCUUUAGUGAUUCUUGGGAGGGUGUCAGAGAAGUCCCGGGCCCCCAACCCGGCGACUCCGGGGAGAGAGGCAGUGACUACUGCAGACGCCGCCUCAGUGGCUCUUGGGAGGAAGGGAGUGUCGAUGGCGGCCACAGCCUCAGUAAUUCCUGGGAGGGAGUAAGUGAAGACCGCGGCUACGCGGCCAGCGACUCCUCCGAGGUGAGCGUGAGCGUAGAUGCCAGCCGCUGCCUCCGUGGCGUCUGGGAGAGAGAAAGUAUAGACGAGGGUUUCCGCUGCCGGAGCUCUUGGGAGAAAACCAGGGAGGACCGGGUCCCCGGUCUUAGCGACGACGAAGGCAGCCACUGCAGUGGCUCGUGGGUGACAGCAAGUGAAGAUCGCCGCAGCAGCGGGGGCCUGGACUCGAGUCCUCCCCGGAGUCCGAGGGAUCGCACCAUGCCAGGGGUGUCCGAUUCAGGCCCCUCCACCUCCUCUAGGGAGACUGCAACCCCGUGUGCCCGGAAGAAGGUGCAUUUUGGUAACAUACAUGAUGCAGUACGGGCUGGAGAUGUAAAGCAGCUUUCAGAUAUAAUAGAACGAGGAGUCUGCAUUAAUGAAGUUGACAUUCUCCAUAAGUUUAGCCCUUUACAUUGGGCAGCACAUUCUGGAAGUUUGGAGGCUCUCAUAAUCAACGGGGCAAAUCUGGCAGCUCAAGAUGAUCGUGGAUGCACUCCUUUACACCUUGCUGCAACACAUGGACAUUCUUUCACUUUACAAAUAAUGCUCCGAAGUGGAGUGGAUCCCGGUGUGACUGAUAAGAGAGAAUGGAAGCCUGUGCACUAUGCAGCUUUUCAUGGGCGACUUGGCUGUUUGCAGCUUCUCAUUAAAUGGGGUUGUGGAAUAGAAGAUGUGGACUACAAUGGAAACCUUCCAGUUCACCUAGCAGCCAUGGAGGGUCACCUUCACUGCUUUAAAUUCCUACUCAGUAGAAUGAACAGUACAACACAAGCUUUAAAAGCCUUCAAUGAUAAUGGAGAAAAUGUAUUGGAUCUGGCCCAGAGGUUCUUUAAGCAGAAUAUUUUGCAGUUUAUCCAGGGAGCUGAGUAUGAAGGAAGUGAUCCAAAAGAUCAGGAAACCUUAGCAUUUCCAGGUCAUGUGGCUGCCUUUAAGGGUGAUUUGGAAAUGCUUAAGAAAUUAAUAGAAGAUGGAGUAAUCAAUAUUAAUGAACGUGAUAAUAAUGGAUCAACUCCUUUGCAUAAAGCUGCUGGGCAAGGCCACAUAGAGUGUUUGCAGUGGAUAAUUAAAAUGGGAGCAGACAGUAAUAUUACCAACAAAGCAGGGGAGAAACCCAGCGAUGUGGCUAAGAGGUUUGCCCAUUUAGCAGCUGUAAAGCUACUAGAGGGGCUACAGAAAUAUGACAUAGAUGAUGAGAAUGAAAUUGAUGAAAAUGAUAUAAAGUUUUUUUUAAGACAUGGUGUUGAGGGAAGCACUGAUGCCAAGGAUGAUUUAUGUCUCAGUGAGUCGGAUAAGACAGAUGCCAGAAUGAGAGCUUAUAAGAAAAUUGUUGAAUUGAGACACAUGCUGGAAAUUGCUGAGAGCAACUAUAAACACCUGGGGGGGAUAACAGAAGAAGAUCUAAAGCAGAAGAAAGAACAGCUUGAGUCUGAAAAGACUAUCAAGGAGCUGCAGGGCCAGCUGGAGUACGAACGGCUUCGUAGAGAAAAAUUAGAAGGUCAGCUGGAUGAGUAUCGUGCAGAGGUGGAUCAACUCAGGGAGACACUGGAAAGGAUUCAGGUCCCCAACUUUGCUGUGGAAGAUGACUCUUCUUGUGAGUCAAGCAAAGAGAAGAGGCGAAUUAAGAAAAAGGUGUCUUCUGGGGGAGUUUUUGUGAGAAGCUGUAAAAUAAGGAUAAUACCACCCACCUAAGAGGACUGCUUUGAAAAAAAAAAAAAGGUGAGUUGCUAUAUAUUAUUUAGCAUAGUCCCCCUUGUAUAGGCAGUGGUAGCUAUUAUUCAACAAAACAACAAUCACUAAGUUCAGCAUUGGUGACCAUUGCUGUUUCCACUGCCUCAUUUUUUUUCUUCAUAUUAAAAAAAUACUGCAUACUUUUAAAUAUUCAUGUAUCAAAAUUCUUAAAGAUUGACGAAAUGGGAAUUAUAAACUUUGUUUUUCAAAUACGGUGAAGGGUUUUUAUUGACCCUAGACUAGUCCUUAUAUAACCCUGCUUGGUCUACUUAGUCACCAAAUAGAAGUUUACUGAAUUUAAGUGACUCAUAAAAAACAAACAAAACCCCAAAAAACCCUCUUCAUUUUAUGUAAAUUUAAGAUGGGUUCCUAAGAAGCAGGGAUAAACUGGUUUUUGUGAAUCAAAAAAAAUGAAGUAUAUGUAAUAAUCAGAGCCCAAGACAUAGCAACUUGAAGAUUUCAUACCAAGUGUCCUACAGUUGCACUAGGGCACACAUUAUUUUAAAGUUCAAUGUUUUAAUUCACUACCAAGAAACCCAAUCUCCAUAUAUGGUAAGUUGCCUUUAAAAUCCAAACAACUUUGUUAAAACGAGAUUUUAUUUUCUAUGAAAAGGUAACUCUGCAGUAGUUACCAGGGAAGCUGAAUACAAUUACAAGUAUGUAAGCUUGGGAAUAGUUUUUAAAUUUGCAGCAGACAUUACGAAAUACAUUUGUUCAAGCAAACACAAGAAAACUCUGGAUUGGUUUCUAUGAACUAUGAAAAGGAUAAAGACAAAAAGCCUCUAUCUCAAAUCAAUCAGGUUUGAAUGACAGCUUUUCAACAUAAUAAAGACACACACAAAACACAAACUCAAAGCACAUCUUCCCAUUUAAAAAUAUUUUUUAGUCCAUAUGUACUCUGAAUAACCUUGUAUUGAGUAUCUGCCACAACUUCCAUGUUCAGAAUAAAUGUAUCCUGGCAUAGUGUUCUAAGUCCACAGCAGCAUAAUAUAGUAGUUUCUCUACUAUUUCCAGAUUCUGUAAAAUCCCAAUGCUAUUGCCAGGCAAGUAAACACUGAGGCUGUGAAAAGAAGAUACCAUUUUAUGGGUCACACAUUUGAUAUUAUUUUGCAGAGACAGACACAAUAAUGUCAUCUUCAAAUUAAAUGAAGAGCAAAAAACAAAGGAAGUCCAACCAAUUUUCUACCUUAGGUGUUUUAUUCCCAGAAAAUUACGCUAAGGAUAAAGUAUAUCCUUUAGGGCAGGAUAAAUACCAGUUCUUAAAGGCUUCCUGUAUUUUAAACCAGAACAAGGAUGACAGUUUACAAAUUAUGUCAGUUAGAAUCUAUAAACAGUGCUUCAAGUCAUUAACAUUAGUAUUAACAAUGACUACUUUAAAUGAUUAUGCAAUCUAAUUUUAGAUCUUAUUAAGUGGGAAAACCUUCUUACCAGAAUUAAAAAAUGAUGUAAUAAAAUGGACGGACAUCCAUAUCAUCCAUGAGAAGAAAACUUUGUCUUUUCAGUACAUUUAAAAACAAUUUCAUGAUUAUAAACAAAGAUCCUCUAAAAAAAUCACAGGUAGAAGAAAAGGCUUUUAAAGUAGUUAAUGUGCCACCUACUCUUUGCUAGAUUCUGGACAGAAAACAUUUUUGUUCUCCUUUAAGAAAUUAAAUCUGGUGAGGCUUUCAGGGACUUCCUAGUUUCUAGUUUGUUUAAAUAGCCUUGACUUUUAAAAUAGAGACCCAGAACUGAAUGGCAAACUUUUAUGACUAAAGAUUCAAGAAACAGCCUUUCAUAGUAAAGCUACUGUAAUUUAAACAUAUAACUCUACACAUUAUCCCAUUUGAUCCUAAUAACUAAUUGAAAUUUGGUUAAUGACAAGGUCAUUUCCUUAAUUUUUUUUCAUUUCCUUAAUUUUAAGAAAUGGGAUUAGGCCUAAGACACACAGGGAGGCUGGAUAUUUGAGGAAAGAGUAACCUUUAAGUUUCUUGUCAAUUAUACAUUCUGGUCAAUUAUACAUUCAUCCAUUGGAUCCUAUACUCUGUACCAUGUUCCACAGCAGUGUGCUGAACAAUUAUAUACAUUACCUUAUUUAACCACAAUUAAAACCAUAUAAGAUUGGUGAUAUUAUCCCAUUGCAGAGAUAAGGCAACCGGCCCAAAGUUAUAAAUUGCUGGCAAGUGGUGGAACAAGGACUCAAUAUUAUGUGUACUUGAGUCCAGAGUUACUGUUUAAAAACCAUUCUGUUCAUCUUACUCACCUCUUGCCACUUGAGGGAUUCAAUCUAAUCUGUCAUUUCUUGAAGGCACAUAGUGCUGUGUAGGUGAUUAUACUCUCUGCUAACCUGUCAAGCAGCUGGUGAAUUUUCUUAGACUACCAAAUGAACACUUAAAUUAUUGAGGAAGGAGGCAUUUCAUUCCUUUUUAGAAUAUACAACACAAUGGUUACUGUAUUGGAGUUUCUAUUGUGAGUGGUUACUAUGUCUCACUGGUGUUAUUUCGCCACCCAAAUUGCUUUCACCUUUGCUAUUUAUCUUCUGUAGCCUGUGAAGGACACAUCCCUACACAGGAUGCUCAGGUGAGUGUGUAUCUGGUACCUCUUAAGUACUCUGUAAUGUUAGAUUGUCUUCUUACUUGUCUGUUUAGAACAGAAUCUGCUGCAUUAACUAUAUCUAUCACCUGGAGUGGCCAUUAUCUUAGAGCUCUUCUCUCCUUGGCAACAGUGAUCUGGGUCAAAGGGUGGUGUCUGACUCAAAAAUGGGCCAUUCAGACACCUUCCCAGGGCUGUUCUGAAUUGGAAAUAAGGAAAGGGGUAAUUUUUCUUGGUUGGUGAAACUCGAAUGAUAGGAAUCUGGAAGCUACAAGUAGCCAUGUUUCCAGUGGAGUUGGAGAAAGAUGGCAUAAGAGAAUGAGGCAGAUACUCAGAGACAAGAUACAGAGUAAACUGUGAUUCCAAUUAUCCCUGAGGUCAAGCUAUACCUGUGCCCUUCCAUAAUUCAAUAUGUAAACUAACACAUUUUCUUUUUAUGCCUAAGCUAGUUCAAGUUGGAUGUAUGAUCACUGAAAGUAAGAGUCUUGUAUGUAUGAUAAUGCUGGGAAACCAAAUAACCAAACUGAUUACAAUUUAUAAUUUUUUAAGGGUUUCUUCUCUGAGGAAAUCCAAGAUCUUGAAUGCUGGGGCUUUAUUAGUAUCUUUUUUCAUUUUCUCCCCCUCUGCUCUUGAUUAAAUUCAGUAUGUGAAUAAGUGAAAUAUUAUUGUUUUAUUGGCAACAUCUCAGGUAUUCUACACGCAGUGGAUCCACUCAUGAUGUUACACCUUUCCACGAAGAGUAUGGAAUUUUAAUUUCCUAAAAGGCUUAACAAUAACAGCAGCAAUAACAGAUUUGAAGGAUAAGGUAGAAGAAAGAAAAUGCCUUCAGAAUGGCUGGUUGCAAAUCCUCAGUGAAAAAAGGAAAGGAAGGUCACUCAGAAAAAGUAUUUUGUAAACAAUGACAUGUUUCUUUUGUCACUGCCACUAAGUCUAUUCAAGUCUGCCUUACAUUCAGCCACUACUGAAAGGAAGCUUUCUGGAGAUCACCACCAUCUUCAAACCGAGGGUAAAAGGGACUUUAACUAAGAUACCUAUCUAGGUAAACGAAGCUGAGUAGAAUCGGAAGCUCCUCCUAACCUAGGCUGCUCUGAGAUCUAUUCUGAGAGUGGGAAUGAACACUGCAAACUGGGCAAUUAUGUAAUUUCCCCUGAGCAUCAGCAGUGAACUGAAGAUCUCUAGUUAGAGACUUUGCUAGUUGUUUUCAAAACUUACUUUAGCCUUAGAAUUUUUCAAAUAAAUCUUCAACAGAAGCUAAGUAUUUUAAAAAGAGAAAAUAUUUUAAAAGAUUCAAGGUGAAGAAAGGAAAGGAGGUAUGUAUCAGCUGAGGGCUGGGGGCUUCACCUUCACUCAUAGAGGCUGCCCAGAAAAACCACUGAUGGUAUAAAUCAGCAGUUUUAUUUUGGACAACAAUUCAGUAAUAUAAGCCAUUUUAAAUGUGCAUAUCUUUUGGACCCCCAAUUUUAGAUGGUCCUAAACAAUUAUAUAGAACUACUAGCAUAAGGGCAGAAAGAUAUGUGUGUGUGUGCGCGCACAUGCGUGUCUCACACACAUGGCUGUUGGGUACAAUAUCAUUUAUAAUAAUGAGAAAUUGGGAGCAGAAUGUUUGCCAACAGAGGUCUGGAGAAAUAAAUUAUGGCAUUUUCAUAUAAUGGAAUACUUUCUAGUAAAAACAUACAUAUGUAUUGAUAUGUAAAGAUACUCAAAACAUUUGGUUAAAUUUGAAAAAGCUGUAGUCUGUACAAUACAAUCUAGUUAUUUUUAAUAAUCCGCAAUAUUUAUAUACAGAAGAAAAAGCCUAGAAAGAGAUAUACUCUAAUAGUAAAACACAUUACUUUUUUUUUUUUAAAGAUUUUAUUUAUUUAUUUGACAGAGAGAGACAUAGCGAGAGCAGGAACACAAGCAGGGGGAGUGGGAGAGGGAGAAGCCAGCUUCCCACUGAGCAGGGAGCCCCAUGUGGGGCUCCAUCCCAGGACCCCGGGAUCAUGACCUGAGCCGAAGGCAGACGCUUAACGACUGAGCCACCCAGGCGCCCAACACAUUACUUCUUAUAAAAAGAAAGAGAAAAGUACUACAAAAGUAGGGCACUCUUCUCAUUCCUUUGGGCCCUGUGUCAGUCACAUGGUACUUGAGGAGCUCAGUAUGUGACAAUCUAAUUUUUGGGUCUCUAAUAUUUGUACUCAGCUGGAUUCAAAGUAUAGGGUAAUUUUCCCCCUAUGCUUGCUAUGGUUUUUGCCUCUGUUUUAGUGAUCUUUCUCUGUAAGUCCACUCUGUAAG
This is a messenger RNA of Mirounga angustirostris (Northern elephant seal), 7380 nucleotides long. RefSeq names its product ankyrin repeat domain 42 (gene ANKRD42). The record is from RefSeq and is a predicted model, not a curated record. Gene Ontology annotation, molecular function: NF-kappaB binding. Lineage: Eukaryota; Metazoa; Chordata; Mammalia; Carnivora; Phocidae. The transcript has 12 exons. Bases 1030 to 2499 code for a protein of 489 amino acids.